Nematocida homosporus is the source of this 327-nucleotide messenger RNA. RefSeq lists its product as uncharacterized. The transcript has a single exon. NCBI's taxonomy places the organism in Eukaryota, Fungi, Microsporidia. The record is from RefSeq and is a predicted model, not a curated record. Gene Ontology annotation, cellular component: cytoplasm. Bases 1 to 327 code for a protein of 108 amino acids.
AUGCACGAACUUGCCCAGGGAGUUACUAUCAACUGUGAAAUAAAAGCCAACUCAAAGAAACCCAAUCUUACUUAUGAAGAUGGCCGUUUAAUUAUUGCCGUUCGAGCAGCUGCCAUCGAGAAUAAAGCUAAUAAGGAAGUAAUUGAGAGUCUGGCUGAUUUUUUUGAACUAAAAAGAACACAAAUAACUAUUAUUUCUGGACAUAAAUCAAAAUCAAAAAUAUUACUAUUUAAGGAAAUAAGUAAAAUCAAAAUAGAAGAUAAGCUUAGGACUUUAUCAACUAACAACAACCAGCAAUUUUUUCAUGGAGACGAAAAAGUUUUAUGA